Messenger RNA from Saitoella complicata NRRL Y-17804, 1297 nucleotides. RefSeq names its product eukaryotic aspartyl protease. Gene Ontology annotation, biological process: proteolysis. Bases 83 to 1297 code for a protein of 404 amino acids. The transcript is spliced from 3 exons. NCBI's taxonomy places the organism in Eukaryota, Fungi, Ascomycota, Saitoellomycetes, Saitoellales, Saitoellaceae. The record is from RefSeq and is a predicted model, not a curated record. Gene Ontology annotation, molecular function: aspartic-type endopeptidase activity.
GCCUCCCCAUUCUCAUCACUCCAUCUCACCUCAACAUAGCAUUUAUCUCUAUUACACAAUCUCGAAUUCAUUCAGUCUCAUCAUGAAGAUAGCGUCUUUCCUGACCGCUGCAGUCCUUUUGCUCGGUGCCUCUGCAGAGGUUCACAAGAUGGCCUUGAAGAAGGUUCCCCUUGAGGAGCAGCUUCAGUCGCUCGACUUCGAGAGCUCUCUCCGCCAUUUGGGACAGAAGUAUAUGGGUAUCCGCCCUGGUGCUCACCAAGCCGAGCUCGCCAAAUCCCGCCACGUCGGUUACGACGCCGAAGGCAAGGUUUCUCACGGCGUUCCCCUUACCAACUUCCUCAACGCCCAGUACUUUACCGACAUCUCCAUCGGUACCCCUCCCCAGGAGUUCAAGGUCAUCCUUGACACUGGAUCCUCCAACCUCUGGGUUCCUUCAUCAUCCUGCUCUUCCAUUGCUUGUUUCUUGCAUAGCAAGUACGACUCCUCUGCGUCGAGCACUUACAAGCCCAAUGGCACCGAUUUCGAGAUCCGUUACGGUUCUGGUAGCUUGAGUGGAUUCAUCAGCCAGGAUACCGUCACCCUCGGUGACUUGGAGAUCAAAAAGCAGGACUUUGCUGAGGCUACCAACGAGCCGGGACUUGCCUUCGCUUUCGGUCGUUUCGACGGUAUCUUGGGUAUGGGAUACGACACCAUCUCCGUUGAUCACGUCGUUCCUCCCUUCUACCAGAUGUACGAGCAGGGUUUGAUUGACGAGCCCGUCUUCGCUUUCUUCCUGGGUAACACCGCUGAUGGUGAGGACGGUGGUGAAUGCACUUUCGGUGGUCUUGACGAGGACCACUACACUGGAAAGAUCACUAAGCUUCCCGUCCGUCGUCGUGGAUACUGGGAGGUCGACCUCAACUCCUUCUCCUUCGGUGACGAGACGCUCGAGUUGGAAGGUACCGGUGCCGCCAUCGACACCGGAACGUCCUUGAUCGCCAUGCCCUCCGACGUUGCCGAGUUGUUGAACAAGGAGAUUGGUGCCAAGAAGGGAUGGAACGGACAGUACACCGUCGACUGCAGCGUCAUCGACUCCUUGCCCGAUAUCUCGUUCAACUUCUCCGGCCACAACUUCUCCCUCCCCGCCUCCGACUACAUCAUGCAGGUUCAGGGAUCCUGUAUCUCCUCCUUCACCGGCAUUGACAUCCCUCCUCCCAUGGGUCCUAUCUGGAUCAUUGGUGACACUUUCUUGCGCAAGUACUACUCUGUCUACCACCUUGGUGAGGACUACGUUGGUUUGGCUGAGGCUAGGAAGUAA